AAUUAUUACUGGAGAAGGUGUGGAAAAUAACCCACAUAUGCACUCAGAAUGGGUUUAAAAUCACUCGCCAGUGCACGUAAUUUAAAAUCAACCCCUUUUUCCUUAGAGAAAUAUUAUAAAUCCAGUCAGAAAAGGAGCUUUAGUCAACCUGAGGGCUAAUCAGCCAGAAGUGACAACACCUGUGGGGGGUUGUAAGGCCUGCAGUGUUUGGUGCAAAUAUGAUUUAAAGCUGUCUAUCCAGUGGACAUGGUGAAUGUUAUAUAACCGUAAUAUCUGGAUCUGUCUGCAUGUCAGCCCACAAGUGUGAAACAGACAUUGUGGGGGUUUGAGUAGGGAGACGGGGCGACUUAAUAACUCCACAAUAUGCUCACUAUUUCUUACCCAACACCACUGGGGCCGCCACAGAUCAUUACUCGGUGUCUGAGUGGCAAGGAUGUGCCGACGUGCUGCAGAGGGUAAUGUAUCCUUCAACAGAAGCUCUUGUCACUCAUUCACUCUGCUCCCAUUAUUUCACUGUCCUUCAAAGCCAACAAGGUGAACUGAAGCGAACUGCACCAGUUGAACCAGUAAGCGACUCUGUGAUGGGCUUCAAUGAUGCACAGUAAAGAUAUCAGCUUAUCCUGAGCAAAUAAGUGCUGCGUCACAGGAGGACUGCGGGACCCACAAACACCGGUGGUUCCCCUGCAAUGCGAGAGAGCAGCGAUGGGACUGGAAAUAGAGAGAGAGAAGGGGGGCAGAGGGAGGUGAGUGCUGCUGCAGAGCAACGUUUAGCCUGGCUGAGGAGUUAAAUGUUUCACAGCAUCACAUCUGCUUCAUCCAGGCAUUAAUCCUGUUGUCAUAGCCAUGUUCUCCAGGCAGCUUGGACCUCUGAUCUGUGGGAAAAUGUCCUUUGUGGUGUUGAUCCUCACCUCUGCCCUCUCAGUGUCUUCUCUAACCGCUGACACAGAGAAGGGAAGGAGGAAAGUGGUGCAUGUUCUGGAGGACGACACCGGAGCUGUGAUUGUGCAGACAGCUCCCGGUAAGGUGGUGACACAUCGCGGUGGCUCCAUCACUCUGCCCUGCAGAUUCCAUCAUGAGCCUGAGAACACUGAUCCUGCUCGCAUUCGGAUUAAAUGGACCAAAGUGACAGAUGCACUGCAGUUUGAGGACGUCUUUGUGGCGCUCGGAAGGCAGCAGCGGGUGUUUGGAUCAUACCGAGGCCGAGUGUUUUUGGAGCAGGCGGGACCAGGUGACGCCUCAGUCAUCAUCCAGAAUGUCACACUGGAGGACUACGGACGCUACGAGUGUGAGGUCACUAAUGACAUGGAGGAUGAUACAGGAUUUGUCAACCUUGACUUAGAAGGAGUGGUCUUUCCCUACUACCCCCGUGAGGGGCGCUACAAGCUCAACUACCACCAGGCUGAGGACGCCUGCAAACAGCAGGACGCCAUCCUGGCUUCUCAUUCUCAGCUGCACAAAGCCUGGCUGGAAGGACUGGACUGGUGUAAUGCUGGAUGGCUAGAGGACGGCUCGGUCCAGUACCCGAUCUCUCAUCCCAGAGAUCAGUGUGGCCGCAAGGACACCCCGGCUGGUGUCCGUAACUAUGGCUACAGGCACAAAGAGGACGAGCGCUAUGAUGCUUUCUGCUUCACUUCCAAGCUCAAUGGCAAAGUGUACUUCCUCAAACGCUUCAAGAAGGUGAACUAUGCGGAGGCGAUGAAGGCGUGCAUUCGAGAUGGCUCAGUUGUGGCCAAAGUGGGUCAGCUGUACGCAGCAUGGAAGUUUCAGCUACUGGACCGCUGUGAAGCCGGCUGGCUGGAGGACGGCAGCAUCCGGUACCCCAUCGUCAACCCCCGUUCUCGCUGUGGAGGAUCCCAGCCAGGAGUCCGACACCUGGGCUUCCCUGAUAAAAAAUUCCGCCUCUAUGGGGUCUACUGCUUCCGCGAGAACAAGGACGAAACCGCAGGUGGUACCGGGAUGACAAAGCGCCCUGCAGAUGGUCUGACAAGGAGGAAGAGCAGCAACAGCAUCCCUAUGAAUGCCACAAGGGUGAUUUAAAGUGAAAAGACUGAGAACAGGAGGGGGGGAUGCAAUUUUAGAUUUGACUGCAACUGUCGCCUAGCAGCCAGACUCCAUUCAUUGCUUUUAAAGUAAAACACUCGAAGACAAGAUGUACUCAUUUGCAGAUUUGCCAGAGAGAAGAAGCGAGGCUGUGUAAAAUUAAGGGUGACAUCUUUAUUAGGGUGAUUUUCCAUUUCGUCUCCAGUCAGUCAAUCAUCUUAAGGAGCAAGUAAGUGAGUAUGUUAGCACAUCUGUCACCUGAAAACUGAAAGAUUCAACAGCAGUUUGAUCAUUACUCAGGGGCACAUCAGAUCAGAGAGCCUGCCAUGAAUAUUCUUGUUUACAUGUGUGUGUGAAUCAUAUUUUGGCCCCUGUGUGACUCCUGAGCGCUGAGCUGCAGCCUGAGCCAGAAUCCAUGUGCCAGGGUGAAAACAUUCAUUACUGAGUGAGAUGGGAUGAUCUGCCUGGCUGUAUGGAAAAAAUCCAAGAUGCCCUGUAAGUUUGGAUUGUACCAAGUGUAACUGCCUGUAUCUGGGUGCCAUGCCUGGUUAGCAACCCUCUGGCACAACGUGUAUCAUUUUUCUCAUUAACUAAGACCUGGCAAUCUCAUCAUCAGAGCUGAACAGGCAAACUAGCUAAUAUUGCAGUAGCUCUAAAAUAAUAAUUGCACUUUAAAUACAUAGAGCUUUAUUUUAUGGUAGAAUCCUAAGCAAGCAUGUGUCAUUUGGCUGAGAGUAGCUGCUGGGGCUGAAUUAGCAAAACUACAAAGCUACAAUAAUUGCUAGUUACCUCACAUACUGCAUUUAUAAGAUAUCUAAGGAACCAAUUGCACAAUCGUCAAUGUUACAUGCAGAGACCUUUAUUACACAGUAUGUUUGCAAUUACUGAAUAGAUGGAUCUUCUAGAAGAAAAUAAAAAUCUUGAAAUUGUUAAUUUGAAGAAUAAUUGUUUCAGUGCACUUUUUUUUUCAAAACAGAGAGAUCUGUCUUAAUUUGGGUCACAAAUUCAAGGAACUCCAUGCAGGCUCUAUUGUCAGGCUAACAGUUCUGUAAUUUUACGCAAUGUUAGCAUGUACAUAUUAACAUUAGCAUGCUAAAAUACUCAAAGUCAGUGGUAAUCAUUUUCACUCUAAUACUGUUUCCAUGUAUCCAUCUAUCCGUUUUCCUCCACUUAUCUGGGUUUGGGUCACGGAGGUCAAGUGAGGCAUUCCUGAUGGUCGUCUCUACAGCUAAGUUUACCAGCUCCUCCUGGGGGUUCCCCAGGUGUUCCCAGGUCAGAUGAGAUAUGUAAUCCCUCCAGCAAGUUCUGGAUCUACCUCAGGGUGUCCUUCCAAAUACAUGCCUGGAAAGACUCCAAGGGAGGCACACAGGAGGCAUCCUAAUCAGAUGCCUGAACCAACCGAGUUGGCUUCUUUCGAAGCCAAGAAGCAGCAGUCAGAAAUCCACACUCUGUCUCUAAGGCUGAGCCCAGCCACUCUUCGUAUGAAACCCAUUUUAGCCACAUCUCACACUCCAUUUUCCCAUCACUCAUGAACAAAAUUUCGAGAUACUUCAGCUUCUUUGCUUGAGGCAGCAAUUCACCCCCAACCCAGGUGGAAUAAUCCACCUGUUUUCCGGCAGACAACAUGACAACACAAAACAUGGCCUCAAAUUUGAAAGUCUGCAAACCACCACAGUGCGUGCUGAAGGUUACAAACUGAUGAAGCAAAUCAAACCACAUCAUCUGCAAAAAGCAGAGAAGUGAUUCUGAGGGUAUCAAACCAGACACGCUUGAUAUCCUGUCUACUAAUGUCAAUUUGUUUGGAAAGAAGUGGUAACCUCGGCGAUGUCUACCAAGAACAUGUUUGGUAAUACAGAAUACAAACACUCAUAGACUGAUAUUCUUGGCAUUUACCAGCACUAAACACAAAGUACAGCUAUCGGAAACUCUAGUUUUCGAGAUAUUAUUCAUGAAAGAAAGCACUGAACAAAUGCAUUUUUUUGACCUGACGAUGACUCCAGAUUAAAAGUUAAAGGAUCACUGCAAUUAUCAUGGUUUGUUCUGAGAAAAACACAACUGUCUGCACCCAAUUUCAUUUACAUCAAUACAAUAGUUGUCAAGACACUUCACUAAAAAUAACAAGAUGACAUUGUCAUAGUGGUGCUAGAGGCAGGAUCACCAUCUGGGAAACAUGAAUGUAUUGACAAACUUUUGUGCCAGACUAUUUGGUAGAAGUUUUGAUAUUUCUGCGGAGAAGUUUGGUCUGUUGGUGGUGCAAGAAGCUUAACUAUUAAAGUCAGUGCAUGAUGCUGACAGUUUGCUGAAGUUUGGGACAACUGGUCAGGUCUUCUCAUUGUCUUCUUUUAGCUCGACUAUGUUUGAAUCUGCGCCAGUACACCUUGUAAAGCUGUACUUGAGAGAUCUAUGAUAAGUGCUGCAAAAAACCCAUAUAUUUUAUUAAUAAAUA
Molecule: messenger RNA, 4486 nt
Organism: Amphiprion ocellaris (clown anemonefish)
Lineage: Eukaryota; Metazoa; Chordata; Actinopteri; Pomacentridae
Gene: hapln4
Product: hyaluronan and proteoglycan link protein 4
Exons: 8
Coding region: 844-2037 (397 amino acids)
Biological process (GO): cell adhesion
Molecular function (GO): hyaluronic acid binding
Source: RefSeq, a predicted model, not a curated record